Molecule: messenger RNA, 3458 nt
Organism: Populus trichocarpa (black cottonwood)
Lineage: Eukaryota; Viridiplantae; Streptophyta; Magnoliopsida; Malpighiales; Salicaceae
Product: putative disease resistance protein RGA1
Exons: 2
Coding region: 61-3309 (1082 amino acids)
Biological process (GO): defense response to other organism
Molecular function (GO): ADP binding
Source: RefSeq, a predicted model, not a curated record
CUCGCACCUUCUCUGCUUCUUCUUCUCAACAUCCAUUUCUUUUCCAUUCCAAGACAAGCUAUGGCUGAUGCAAUUGUUUCUGCUCUCGCGAGUACAAUCAUGGGGAACUUGAAUUCCUCAAUUCUUCAAGAGCUUGGACUUGCUGGGAGCCUAGAGACUGAUCUUGAACAUCUCGAGCGCACGUUCAUAACUACUCAAGCUGUGCUCCAGGAUGCAGAGGUGAAGCAGUGGAAGGACCAGGCUAUAAAGGUGUGGCUCAGACACCUCAAGGAUGCAGCUUAUGAUGUUGAUGAUUUGCUAGAUGAGUUUGCCAUUGAAGCUCAGUGGCAUCAGCAGCGAAGAGAUCUCAAAAAUCGACUAAGAUCCUUCUUUUCUAUCAAUCAUAAUCCACUUGUUUUUCGACCAAGAAUGGCGCAUAAAUUGAAAAAUGUGAGAGAAAAACUGGAUGCUAUUGCCAAUGAGAAAAACAAGUUCAAUUUAACACCACGAGUUGGGGACAUAGCAGCUGAUACCUACGAUGGGCGGCUUACCAGCUCACUCGUGAAUGAAUCAGAAAUUUACGGAAGAGGCAAGGAGAAAGAAGAACUAGUCAACAUCCUGCUCGCUAAUGCAGACGAUCUCCCUAUUUAUGCUAUAUGGGGAAUGGGGGGCCUCGGCAAAACAACACUUGCUCAAUUAGUCUUCAACGAAGAAAGGGUUACACAACAAUUCAGUUUGAGGAUCUGGGUGUGUGUAUCUACUGAUUUCGACGUAAAAAGAUUAACAAGAGCCAUCAUAGAGUCCAUUGAUGGUGCCUCUUGUAAUCUUCAGGAAUUGGAUCCCUUGCAACGAUGCCUCCAACAGAAGUUAAAUGGAAAGAAGUUUUUGCUUGUAUUGGAUGAUGUGUGGGAUGAUUAUGGUGAUAGGUGGAGUAAAUUGAAGGAGGUAUUAAGGAGUGGAGCUAAAGGUAGUGCUGUCAUAGUAACUACGCGUAUUGAGAUGGUUGCUCUUAGAAUGGAACCAGCUUUUGUCCAGCACAUGGAGAGAUUGUCUGAAGAAGAUUCAUGGCAUUUGUUUCAACGGCUAGCAAUUGGGAUGAGAAGGAAAGAGGAGCGGGCACGCCUGGAAAACAUUGGAGUAUCAAUAGUGAAGAAGUGUGGUGGUGUUCCUUUAGCUAUAAAGGCACUAGGGAACCUAAUGCGGUUAAAAGAAAGUGAAGACCAGUGGAUAGCUGUCAAAGAAAGUGAGAUUUGGGAUCUAAGAGAAGAAGCAAACGAGAUCUUACCUGCUUUGAGGUUGAGUUACACUAAUCUAUCACCACAUUUGAAGCAAUGCUUUGCGUAUUGCGCUAUAUUUCCGAAAGAUCACGUGAUGAGGAGGGAGGAGCUGGUUGCUUUGUGGAUGGCAAAUGGUUUUAUUUCUGGCAGAAGAGAAAUGAAUUUGCACGUUAUGGGCAUUGAGAUAUUCAAUGAACUAGUGGGAAGGUCAUUUCUGCAAGAGGUCGGGGAUGAUGGAUUUGGCAACAUAACAUGUAAAAUGCAUGAUCUUGUGCAUGAUCUUGCACAAUCCAUUGCAGCACAAGAAUGCUAUACGACAGAAGGCGAUGGGGAGUUGGAAAUUCCUAAAACUGCCCGUCAUGUGGCUUUUUAUAACAAAUCAGUAGCUUCGUCUUAUAAAGUUCUCAAGGUCCUAUCACUUCGCUCACUUCUUUUGAGGAAUGAUGAUCUUCUGAAUGGAUGGGGAAAGAUUCCUGAUCGAAAACAUCGAGCCUUGAGUUUAAGAAAUAUCCCGGUGGAGAAUUUUCCGAAGUCAAUUUGUGAUUUGAAACAUCUAAGGUAUCUAGAUGUGUCACGCUCCAAGAUCAAAACACUGCCUAAAAGUAUAACCUCACUCCAAAACCUCCAGACACUAGAUUUGAGAUAUUGCUCAGAACUCAUCCAAUUACCAAAAGGUAUGAAGCACAUGAGAAAUCUUGUCUAUCUUGACAUAACGGGUUGUUAUUCACUUCGAUUUAUGCCUGCUGGAAUGAGACAAUUGAUAUGCCUGCGAAAACUUACCCUUUUCAUUGUGGGUGGGGAGAAUGGUCGUGGCAUGAGUGAGCUGGAAAGGUUGAAUAAUCUUGCUGGUGAAUUGAGCAUCGCAGAUCUUGUGAAGGUUAAGAAUUUAAAAGAUGCCACAAGUGCCAAUUUGAAGUUGAAGACAGCUCUUUUAUCACUGACUUUAUCUUGGCAUGGGAAUGGAUCUUACCUUUUUAACCCUUGGUCAUUUGUGCCACCACUACAAAGAAAGAGUGUUAUUCAAGAAAAUAACGAGGAGGUCCUUGAAGGGCUUCAACCUCAUUCAAAUCUGAAGAAGUUGAAGAUAUGGGGAUAUGGAGGUUCAAGAUUUCCUAAUUGGAUGAUGAACUUGAACAUGACGCUACCAAAUCUGGUAGAGAUGGAGCUAUCAGCAUUUCCCAACUGUGAACAACUUCCACCAUUGGGGAAACUACAGUUCCUCAAGAGUCUUGUAUUGCGUGGAAUGGAUGGUGUGAAGAGUAUUGACAGCAUUGUGUAUGGAGAUGGGCAAAAUCCAUUCCCAUCUUUGGAGACGCUGGCUUUUCAGCACAUGAAGGGAUUAGAGCAAUGGGCUGCGUGUACUUUUCCUAGCCUUCGAGAGUUGAAGAUAGAGUUUUGCCGUGUGUUGAACGAAAUACCAAUUAUACCCUCCGUCAAAUCAGUACACAUCCGGGGAGUUAAGGAUUCAUUACUGAGGUCAGUUAGGAAUCUCACUUCCAUCACUUCUCUUCGUAUUCAUAGGAUUGACGAUGUGAGGGAGCUUCCUGAUGGGUUUUUGCAAAAUCAUACCCUCCUUGAAAGCUUAGAAAUUUGGGUGAUGCCAGAUCUGGAGUCUUUGUCAAAUAGGGUAUUAGAUAACCUUUCUGCUCUUAAAAGGUUGACUAUUAUAUUUUGCGGGAAACUUGAAAGCUUGCCAGAGGAAGGUCUUCGUAACCUCAAUUCCUUGGAGGUUUUAGAGAUAGACGGUUGUGGAAGAUUAAAUUGUCUGCCAAGGGAUGGGCUGCGUGGCUUAUCUUCUCUUCGCGAUUUAGUUGUUGGAAGUUGUGAUAAAUUCAUAUCUCUAUCAGAGGGAGUACGGCAUCUGACGGCACUUGAGAAUUUGUCUCUUUAUAAUUGUCCAGAGCUGAAUUCAUUGCCAGAGAGUAUCCAACAUCUCACUUCUCUCCAAUCUCUAUCCAUUGUGGGUUGUCCAAAUUUGAAGAAAAGGUGUGAGAAAGAUUUAGGAGAGGACUGGCCUAAGAUAGCUCACAUUCGUAAGAUUAGAAUCAAUUAAAAUUGAUAUGCAAAAUUUGUAAUGAGAAUAAAAUAUAUAUUUUUCGUAGUUUUAAUUUGUUGUAAUUGUUUAAAUAAUUGUCUCAAAUUGAUUGUUGUUUUAUUCUUCAUAUAAAUGUGUAAAAAUGAUUGGUUCAUUAUUUGUUUUAA